CCACCUUCUGUCUAGGCAGAUCUCUGCAAGGAGAGGUUGUGUCUUCAUUCUUUCCGCCAUCUUCGUUCUUUCCGCCAUCUUCGUUCUUUCUCACUGACCGAGACUCAGCCGGUCGUGAUGCAGGCGCCAUGGGCCGGUAAUCGUGGCUGGGCUGGAACGAGGGAGGAAGUGAGAGAUAUGAGUGAGCAUGUAACAAGAUCCCAAUCCUUAGAAAGAGGAAAUGACCAAGAGUCUUCCCAGCCAGUUGGACCUGUGAUUGUCCAGCAGCCCACUGAGGAAAAACGUCAAGAAGAGGAACCACCAACUGAUAAUCAGGGUAUUGCACCUAGUGGGGAGAUCAAAAAUGAAGGAGCAUCUGCUGUUCAAGGGCCUGAUGUGGAAGCUUUUCAACAGGAACUGGCUCUGCUUAAGAUAGAGGAUGCACCUGGAGAUGGUCCUGAUGUCAGGGAGGGGACUCUGCCCACUUUUGAUCCCACUAAAGUGCUGGAAGCAGGUGAAGGGCAACUAUAGGUUUAAACCAAGACAAAUGAAGACUGAAACCAAGAAUAUUGUUCUUAUGCUGGAAAUUUGACUGUUAACAUUCUCUUAAUAAAGUUUUACAGUUUUCUGCAAA
Molecule: messenger RNA, 613 nt
Organism: Pan troglodytes (chimpanzee)
Lineage: Eukaryota; Metazoa; Chordata; Mammalia; Primates; Hominidae
Gene: PAGE5
Product: PAGE family member 5
Exons: 6
Coding region: 118-510 (130 amino acids)
Source: RefSeq, a predicted model, not a curated record